This is a messenger RNA of Microthlaspi erraticum, 1509 nucleotides long. The record is from the annotation of a GenBank genome assembly. NCBI's taxonomy places the organism in Eukaryota, Viridiplantae, Streptophyta, Magnoliopsida, Brassicales, Brassicaceae.
AUGGAUGAAAGAGUUGGAGAAAUUCGUGGUGUCUCUGAUGCUAGUAAUGUCUUGAAUCAAAGCAUCAGAGAGAACAGAGAAGAAGAUUCCACCUUAUGUGAUGGCGAGAGCAAAAAACAUGAACCAGAUGAACAAAAGCGUGGUAAAUACUUUUUCUACGACACGCCACUCUCUGAAGAAACCGGGGUUUGGAUACCUGUUUCAGUCCCACCGAUGUUAGAACCUGAUCACGAGGAAUGGUCAAGAGGCCUCAGUUUCAACGGCGGUUACUUCCCGGAGGGAGACAUGGGAUGGAACGAGUUCGUUGUCGAUGAGGAGAAAGAGUUAACGAUGUGGGAUGUCAUAGUUGAUAUGUUGCUCGCAGCACGUGGUAAAGCGAACGCUCUUACUUCAGGGAAUCUCGAGAGAUGUGGGAUUUCGUUUCUCUCCGGACAUUUUCUUGAGCAAGCUUGGCAAGAUAUGGCUGAGACACUCACUGAAGCCAACUUUGGCAACGCGAGAGAGAUUCUUGAAACAGAGCCGCCCAAGUGGCUACCGGAUAGUGCUGCCUCUGCGUGUAUGCUUUGUAGCGUGAGGUUUCAUCCGAUUAUGUGUUCGCGUCAUCACUGUAGAUACUGUGGAGGGUUGUUCUGUAGGGAUUGUUCUAAAGGAAGAAGCUUGUUGCCAGUGAAGUUUCGUGUCUCGGACCCUCAAAGGGUUUGUGAUGUUUGCUGUGUGAGGUUGGAGUCUGUGCAGCCUUAUUUGAUGGACCAAGUGAGUCCUGCUGCUCAGCUUCCGACGUAUGACUUGACUGAUCUUAGUACGUUGAGGUCUUGGGUGAAUUUUCCAUGGGGGCAGUCAAUGGAGUAUGAGAUUUACAAGGCAACAAACACUAUUCGUGGUUAUAUUUCCAAUGUUGGUUCUUCGAGAGCUGAGAGGUCAAUCCCAGAUGCGAUUCUAAGACAAGCGAAAGGUCUUGCGGUAAUCACUGUUGCGAGAGUUGGAGUUAUGGUUACGUAUAAAAUCGGGACUGGACUUGUGGUUGCUCGUAGAGAUGAUGGUUCCUGGUCUCCACCUUCAGCCAUCUCUUCAUUUGGUUUGGGAUGGGGUGCUCAGGCAGGAGGAGAGUUCAUAGACUUUAUUAUUGUCCUGAGAACUCGGGAUGCCAUACGGACGUUUGGGAGUAACACCCAUCUUGUUGUUGGAGCUGGUUUAAGCGCUGCGGUUGGUGUGACGGGACGAGCUGUUGAAGCAGAUAUCCGAGCAGGUAGUGGUGGUUAUGCCGCUUGCUAUACCUACAGCUGCAGCAAAGGUGCAUUUGUUGGAUGCUCGCUUGAAGGAAGCAUCUUCACAACACGUACAAGUGAGAACUCAAGGUUCUACGGGAGCCAGUCCCUCGCUGCGCCUGACAUCCUCCUUGGCUCUUUGCCUAGACCGCCCGCUGCUGCUCCACUCUACCGUGCGCUUGGUGAUUUGUUUCAGAAGAUGGGCAGUGAAACUGUUCGGUAUCCAACAAUUUCUGAAGACUGA